AUGGCCGCCGCAUGCCAGCCACAAGUGCGAACUACCCACAGGAUGGAACUUGCACACAGACGAAACCAUCCAGCGCCAUCUGACCACCACAGUAAUCAUCUCCAGGGAUGUGUCGGCUCACUACACUGGGCUAAACAAGGUGAUGUUUGCAGCAUAUAUAUUUGGUGGAAAAACUCCUUUGUGCCUGAGGAAAGCACAGGCACUCUCCUGAGGCCCACCCUAUCCCUCCUGGAGGCAACUACAGUAGCUGCAACUGCAUCCACGCUUCUCCUGUGCGACACAGCACACCACUUACCACCUCAAGGUGCACCCUUUCCCAGACGGACAAGCAACCUUCAGAGCAAGCACACUGCCAGCACUGGGUAUUGA
Molecule: messenger RNA, 369 nt
Organism: Pelobates cultripes (western spadefoot toad)
Lineage: Eukaryota; Metazoa; Chordata; Amphibia; Anura; Pelobatidae
Source: the annotation of a GenBank genome assembly